AUGCUUAAUGGUGAUCGCAUUAAUGCGACUCUUUACUAUUUGCUCAGCAAUACUCCAGACAUUCUUUCAAUUUCAUUCCAAUCGACCUCUGCUUUCUUUCCUGAUGCCAACUUCAACAAAAAGCCAGUGGCUGCUCGACAGCCCACAUCCAUCCAGCGUCCUUUUCCAAGUGUAAGUCAUCAGAAACAAGCGGAUAAGCCAGUUGUAAAUAUCACUAAGAACUCUGAAAAAGAAAACAACUCCAAUGGUUUCGUAGUUGAGAAAAGAGAGAAAGAGACUGACGAUGGUGCCAAUUUUGACUCCAUUACGGCUGCCGACACUAGGAUAAAUCUAGCAUCGCAACAUGUAACUUUUAACGACAUCGUUUAUCUCCAUCCUCAUCAAUUACUUUCAGCCUUUCGGGAGGAGGUAAAACCACGACAGCGUCGGUUUGCUCUUCCUGAUCGAAAAAUAUCAAUGAACCGCACGAUGAGCGCUCUUCAACGCCAAGCGUUACAGAAGCUCUUGCAGUCUGGAAAAUGUUUUCGGGGCAGCGAUACUCUGUACGUUGUAGUCUAA
This is a messenger RNA of Protopolystoma xenopodis, 558 nucleotides long. The record is from the annotation of a GenBank genome assembly. Lineage: Eukaryota; Metazoa; Platyhelminthes; Monogenea; Polystomatidea; Polystomatidae.